Loa loa (African eye worm) is the source of this 2844-nucleotide messenger RNA. Its product is annotated as ABC transporter transmembrane region family protein. Gene Ontology annotation, cellular component: membrane. The record is from RefSeq and is a predicted model, not a curated record. NCBI's taxonomy places the organism in Eukaryota, Metazoa, Nematoda, Chromadorea, Rhabditida, Onchocercidae. Gene Ontology annotation, molecular function: ATP binding; ABC-type transporter activity; ATP hydrolysis activity. Bases 1 to 2844 code for a protein of 947 amino acids. Gene Ontology annotation, biological process: transmembrane transport. The transcript is spliced from 20 exons.
AUGUGUAAAUCUCAGGAAAAUUUGAAUGGAACUGUACAAGAUGACUUUGGUUGUCUUCGAGUUAUUGUCUUACCUAUUGUACCGUGCACAUUUUUCUGGCUUCUACUACCAGUUUUUUGCACACAGAUUUAUCGGAUUCGAGUAAAUAGAGGACUGCGUUCUAAGUCGCUACCAUGGACAGUCCUAUUGAUUACUAAGACUGUACUAAUGAUAUAUUUGUUAAUAAGCGCACUUGCAAAACUUGUUAUUAUUCUAUAUUAUAAUGGAAGCAAUGCAAAUACACCACUCAUUGACUUUCUAUAUCCAUCCAUUACAGCGCUUACUACGUCAAUGCAAGACAUGGACAAGGCUUGUUUUGUCUUUCAUCAGGUGUGGUAUCCAUUUGUCGUCGCUCAGGCAUUAUUGUUCUGUUUUGCCGAUUAUCGAGAGCCAUUCCUAAUUGAAACAAGAAAACAAAUGAAUCUGUCACCUGAACUGGACAGCUCAUUCCUGAAUCGUUUAUCAUUCUGGUGGUUUACAACAAUUCAACUGCUUGGUGCUCGAAAAACAUUGGUUAUUGAUGAUUUAUAUCUGCUUAAUGAGGGCAACAUUGCUGAAUAUUUGUCCACCAAAUGGAAAAAACUGUGGGAUCCCGUUGUUGAGGAUAUUAAAUUCGUUGCAGAUUAUCGUAAAAAACAGUUUUAUGAAAGCACGCUGCAAAACGACAAUACUUCUAAAUGCUCCAAAAAAAAAAAUGGACCGAAACCGCCAUCAGUCGUGUGGCGAUUAUUUCUUAUGUUUCGCUUUGAAAUUUUAUCAGCAUCAGCUAUCAAAAUGCUAUCUGAUGUGAUACAACUUGCUAAUCCAUUUUUCCUUAACUUAUUACUAAAUUACAUAGUAAUUGGGGAUCACAUCUUUAUGAAAGGUAUAGUCUAUGUGUUAGCAAUGUUUGCAUGCGCUGAACUUCGCUCAUUCUUUCUCAAUUACUACUUUUACCUGAUGAUGCGAGUGGGUAUCAAAAUUCAGUCCACAAUGAUUACUGCUAUUUAUCGAAAGACAUUACGGCUGUCGAAUUCGGCUCGAAAAACCAGGACAGUGGGUGAAAUUGUAAACCUAAUGGCAAUUGAUGUAGAGAGCUUUCAGUCCUUUAUGCCGUACAUUCAGCAGUUCUGGUCAUGUCCAUUUCAGAUUACGAUAAUCUUAAUAUAUCUUUUCUUUACCAUUGGAACAUCAGCCGUUUGUGGCGUUAUUGUCAUGGUUCUGUUCUUACCACUGAAUGUUAUCAUUUCAGUUGUAGUCAAAAAAUGGCAGACCGAACGAAUGAGCUUGAAAGAUGAAAGAUUGAAAAUUUGUAAUGAAAUACUGAAUGGUAUAAAAGUAAUUAAGCUCUAUGCCUGGGAACUACCAAUGGAAAAAGUUGUCGAGCGUAUUCGACGUAAGGAGCUUUAUUUAAUCAGAAAAAUAGGCCUAACUAGGGCCGUGAUCGAUGCCAUGAAUACUUCCUCACCAUUUUUUGUCGCAAUGCUAACAUUUGCAACAUAUACAUUAUCAAGUUCCACUCAUAUCCUCACACCACAAAUCGCAUUUGUUUCAUUAACGCUUUUCAAUCAACUGCGCUCACCAAUGGCAAUGAUUGCAUGUUUAAUGAAACAAAUGGUAGAGGCAGUAGUAGCAAAUAGACGAAUUAAAAGUUUUUUGGUGGCAAAUGAACUCAAUCCAUUAACUAUUGAUCAUAUCACUGAUCAAUUCGAUGUAAGAAAUGCAGUGGAAAUCAGAGAUGCUCGUCUGAGUUGGAAUGCUAGGCCAUCGGAUACGGUAUUAGAAAUCGAUCAUUUCAUUAUACCAAAGAGAUCUGUAAUCGCUGUGGUUGGCAGAGUUGGGAGUGGCAAAAGUUCUCUUCUUAGCGCCAUUUUGGGUGAGAUGGAGAAAAUGAAAGGUUACAUCGGUGUAUCUGGUCGGAUAGCCACUGUUAGUCAGCAACCGUGGAUUCAGAAUUCAAGUUUUCGCGAUAACAUAAUAUUUGGGAAACAGUUUGACCGGAAACACUACGAUAAAAUUAUAGAAGCCUGUGCUUUAGCAAAAGAUUUGGCCAUUCAAUCAAAUGGAGAUGCCACUGAAAUUGGUGAAAAAGGUAUCAAUUUGUCCGGUGGUCAGAAAGCGCGUGUAGCUCUUGCUCGAGCGGUUUAUCAAGAUCGUGAUAUUUACCUGCUGGACGAUCCACUAUCAGCAGCAGAUAGUCAUGUUGGAGAGCAUAUUUUUGCAAAGGUAAUCGGUCACAAUGGAUUAUUGCGACAUAAAACAAGGGUUUUGGUAACGAAUAAUUUGGCAUAUCUGAAUAAAGUUGAUGUUGUUGCUUAUAUGCAAGAUAGGAAGUUAGCAGCAUUUGGUCCAUACAAAAAAUUACUUGAGCAAUCCAAGAGCUUUUCAAAAUUUAUCGAAGCAUGUCAGAGUGGAAAUGAAAAAGGACAGGAAUUGAAAAGAGAAAGUGAGGGGAGUGAUUCGGAUGACCGUUCACACUUGAAUAAAUACGAGGAAUCUGAAGCUGAGAAUCUGAAUGAAAGAAGUCCCAUCAAGUUUGAUCCCCGAAUUUCAACUUUAUCAACAUUGGAUCGAGAAUCGUCACAUAUUUUCCAUCAUCCCACCACAAUGAAAUCGCUUUCGGGUGGUCUGACAAGCAAUGAUAAAAAGGAAGAAAUGGGGAAAAUGAUUGCAGCUGAGAAGAUUGAAGUUGGCAGAGUAAGAUUUGGUGUUUAUACGCAGUACGCUCGAUCGGCAACUGUUUUAACGUCAUUUCUGUUUCUUUUUUUCUUCACAUCUUAUGGAAUUUUCCAGAUAGGACGUGGAUUAUGGCUAUCUGAAUGGUAG